AUGAGUAAUAAGGAAAAGUAAUCAUUUUUAGAAAUAAUAGAUGUAUUUGGUUAAACGGUGAGCAUUAGAUACAAUCAAAAACAAUACCAUAAAACGAAACUUGGAGGAAUAGUUACGAUUGGAAUUUGGGGAUUCAUUAUUUAUAAUAUAAUUAGCAUAGGAAUCGUCUUAAUAGAGUAAGACAACCCAUAAGUUAUUUAGCAAUCAAAUUAUAUAAAAUAGCAACCUACUUAUGAGCUUAUCCCUGAUAAAUUUACUAUAGCAUUCGGAUUAUAAGAUUCUCUUUAUUAGCAUUUUUUUGAUGAAGGUAUUUAUUCUAUUAAAGCGUUCUAAAAUGUUAUUGAUAGAACAUAUUCUCAAUAAGGGGAUUCUUCAUAGAUAUAAAAAAGCAUUCCUUUAAAUGUAGAACGUUGCAAUAAAAAUCACUUUUUGCUCAGUCAAGUUAAGGAUUAUUUUUAUUAACUACCUAUCAAGAAAAUGUAUUGUUUGUCUUUGAAUUAAACAUAAACUAAUGGUAAAUUUCCUACCAUUGAAGGAGAAUUUUCAGGAUAGAAAUUUUAAUCUGUUGAGUUUUAAGUUCACUAAUGUAUUGGAUAAAAUUGUAAUAAUACAGCAUAAGCAAAAGAUUUGAUGCUUAAACCUUCUUUAGCUGUGUAUUUUUAAGACUUUACUACAAAUAUUACAAAAAGAAAUAAUCCUUUCUCUCCAAUAGGAAGAAAUCUUUUCUGGACAACUGGUUAGGAUCUAGAGAAAGACAUUGUUAUAUCUUUAAUAAAUAAUAAAAUUAUAAGUGAUUUUGGAUUGAUUUCUGAUGAUACCCACACUAACGAGUAGAUAACAUAUUCAUCAUAAAGAGAAAUGAUAUUAACACGUUCUAGCUCUGAGAUAUUUAGGUUUACUGUUUUAUAUGAAAAGAAUGCUGAAACUUUAAUCUUUAGAAAAUAUAUGAAAUUGAUUUAGGCAUUUUCAUAAGUAGGAGGAUUACUUAAUUUUAUAAUAGCAAUUGGCUAUUUUAUAUGUCGCCCAUUUUCAUAAGUAGAACUAAACAGAAAACUUCUCAAUUCUAUCUAUGAUAUUUAAGAUAAUUCAGAUUAAAAAAAUAAUAUCUCUUAAGGAUAGGAUGCUAAAUAGAAUAAAAAAUCAUUUUUUAACCAACAAAAAAAUACAGAGAUAAAAAAAGACUCUUUAUCGAGUAGUUCUACUGCUAACAAUAAACAAAUAAACUCUUAAACACCCAUAUUUUAGCAACACCAAAAAGGAUAGAGUUAAAUUACACCACAAAAUAAAUAAACCAAAAAAGCUAAAUAAAUAGGGUUUACAGAAAAUCUGAUUAAUUGUUUUAGAUGGUUUUAAUGGUGCUAAACUCCUAAAUCCAGGCUGAUUGAUUAUGCGACAAAAAAUAUUUAUAGUAAUAUAGAUAUAUUUAACAUUAUAAGAAAAUUAAUAGAAGUAGAUAAACUUAAACAUUUACUUCUAAACGAACACUAAAUCAGGCUAUUUGAGUUUUUGCCUAGACCAUAGCUUAACAUCGAUUAUUUUUAAGAUAACAAGUACUAUAAAAAUGUAUUCACAAAAAGUAAUGAUCAGAUUAGAAAUUUUGAUAACUUUGAUGGCUCGUUCUACUAAGAUUAAAAAAAUGAAGAUGAAAUAAUUAAAUCUUUAAGAGAUGAUUAUUAAGUCAUUAAGAAAAAUUAAAAUUAAUCAUUAUUUGAUAGAAAUUUAAUUAAAAUGCUAGAUAAAGAUUUGAAAGAAAAACUAGAACAAAAUGUAAAUUAAAAUUUUAAUAAAAAUAAUGUAAAUAAGUAAGAUAAUAUCGGCAUAGAGUUAAUCAAAGAAGAGAUGUUUGAUUUAGUUAAAAAAUCUUAAGAUGAUAUAGACAUUUGCUCUUCUGUCAGUGCAAAGCUGUCAAAUGAAAAUAACAGCCAUCACCAUGAAAUUAAAAAAUAGCAUCCUUUUUCAUAUAGAAAUUCUAUAUAGCUAAACACUCCUUUAGAUUUUAUGCAUGCCCAAAAACCAAAACAGUUCGAGAUCAGUGGAUCUAUAGAACAAAAAAAUAAGUUUGUUAAUUUAAAAUAAUCAGAUAUCUAAUUAUCAGGUAAAAUGCUCAGUAAUGACCUCUAUUUUAAAUAUGAAAAUAAUUAUACAAACUGA
Messenger RNA from Tetrahymena thermophila SB210, 2151 nucleotides. Its product is annotated as transmembrane protein, putative. The transcript has a single exon. The record is from RefSeq and is a predicted model, not a curated record. Gene Ontology annotation, biological process: reciprocal meiotic recombination. Lineage: Eukaryota; Ciliophora; Oligohymenophorea; Hymenostomatida; Tetrahymenidae. Gene Ontology annotation, molecular function: double-stranded DNA binding. Gene Ontology annotation, cellular component: nucleus.